AUGAUUACUCAAUUAUUUUGCCUUGCCGUUUUCAGAUACAACACCUUUGCUCGUACAGUACCAGCCGAAACGGACAUCGUGAAGGCUUUUAUUGCACUAUGUCGUGAACACAACUGGAAGAAGUUCACGAUUAUCUAUGAAGAACGUCCAGCUCAUGAAGAGUUAUAUCAGGCGCUUCGGCAAGCAAUCGACGUUGAAAAUGCACGUAUGGAAUUGGAUGAAAUACGCUAUUCUGUGCAGAACGUGUCGAAAGUGAUUGGCUUCAGUGAAGUGCAAUCAGAGAAAACUCAUUGGAGCAUGUACGUCACAUUUGGUAAUGUACGACUGUUCCGGAAAAUUCUGAUGUCGAUGGGCAAAUUGGGUCUGACGGACGCACAGCAGUACCUGUUGAUCUAUCUCGAUGCUGAUUACAACUGGUUGAACGUCUAUCAUGCAAUGAAUAACCACUUUUUUAGGAAUACAAUGAUUGACUUGCAAUCGUCAUGGGAUGUCAGCAACUCUUCUGAUCACCGAAUUAUCGGCUAUUCACGAGCUGCAUUAGCAAUCAUUCCUACUCCAGUUGAGCUUAAUUCAGAUAGAUUCAAAAAGUUCUGGGCACAAGCUGUGAAAGACCUGGCCAAUUUCGGUAUCACAAAGCAUGAGCACACGUGGUCCAUUAAGGUAAACCGUUUUGCGUGUUAUCUGUACGAUGCGGUGUACCUGUACGCACGUGCGCUGCAUGAGUUGAUCGAGGAGACGACGGAAAGGCAGAUGCAUGGCUACGAUCCGACAAGAGACGGAGCAGCCAUCAUUAAGAAAGUGUUGAAUCGCAAGUAUUCGAGUAUGCAAGGCUUUGACAUGCGAAUCAACGAACACGGUGAUGCCAAAGGAAAUUACACGCUGUUGUCGUGGCAAGUAGUGGAGCCGGUUCGAACGAAAGGUGAUGGUAAUUACUACCCGCUUGACCACGCUCUUGACAUCACAGCCAUGUUUGUCGAUGGAGGUGAUGGACAUAACAACAUGCCCAAGCUUGUGUGA
Molecule: messenger RNA, 1017 nt
Organism: Cooperia oncophora
Lineage: Eukaryota; Metazoa; Nematoda; Chromadorea; Rhabditida; Trichostrongylidae
Source: the annotation of a GenBank genome assembly